Molecule: messenger RNA, 5817 nt
Organism: Mesocricetus auratus (golden hamster)
Lineage: Eukaryota; Metazoa; Chordata; Mammalia; Rodentia; Cricetidae
Gene: Cfap65
Product: cilia and flagella associated protein 65
Exons: 34
Coding region: 200-5758 (1852 amino acids)
Source: RefSeq, a predicted model, not a curated record
GCUGUGUCCCUCGCGUCUCGUAUCUAUGGAAACGUCUGCAAGGCGGCAGUAUGAGUUCUGAACGUUGAAGCCCAGCGAAAGAACUUGCAUUUCCUGGAUCGUGUCUGAACACCCAUUGUACAGUUGGAGGUUCCUCCUCUGCUCCCCUCCCAGAUCCAGGCUUACAUGUGGAUCUGGUAGGAAUUUCUGGGUUGGCUAGAUGCUCACCCAGGCAAACUCCGGCCACACUAUGAGGCCCGGGGACAACGGAGACUACACUGUGAAUGAAGGAUCGUGCCUGAGUGCCAGCACACUGGCAAGUAGCAGUGUCUCUACCCAGCUUCUAAGUCCCCUGGACAAAAAAGUAUGCAUCCCCAAGAAGCAAAACGACGUGAGGAAGAGAGUGUUCUGGGGCAUCGAGGUUGCCGAGGAGCUGCAGUGGAAAGGCUGGGAGCUGGGCAAGGAAAGCACCAGGAACCUGUCCCUCAAAAAUCUCUCCUUGAAAAUCCAGAAGAUAAAGUACAGGCCUCCCAAGACCAAGUUCUUCUUCACCAUCCUUCCUCAGCCCAUCUUCCUGAGCCCAGGCAUAACCUUCACACUCCCCAUCACCUUCCGACCUCUAGAAGAGAAGGAAUACACGGACCGGCUGUGGCUCGAGAAAGAAGAAGGAGUGUUCUGUGUGUCCCUGAAGGCCUCCUUGCCUUGCCAUAAACUAGCCUGCCCAUCAUCCCUGCAACUGCCCAUGUGUGCCAUUGGGGACACAGUGGAGAUCUGGUUCUGUCUGAACAAUGUGGGGGACCUGCCUACCUUCUUCACCUGGGAAGUCCCAAACCCAUUCCAGAUAUUUCCCACUACGGGGUUACUGGAGCCAGGCCUGGGUUGUAGGAGCAAAGUGACCUUUCAGCCCCUCAUAGCGGUCGUUCAUGAAGUCGAGGCACUGUGCUGGUAUGGGAAGGGCGCCAAGCAGAAGAACAGCAUCCAGAUCCAGGCUGCAGCUAAGUGUGCACAGCUUCUGGUGAGCAUAAAACACAAGCAACCAAAGGACCAGGACACGGAGGGUUUCCAGAAGGUGGUACACUUCGGCUCCGUCGCCGUGGGCUGCACCAUGGAGCGGCAGAUCAGGCUGUACAAUCCAUCUGCGGUGAACGCCCCCUUCAAGAUUGAGAUGUCUGAAGACAUGGUGACCAAAGAACAUGCCUUCUCAUGCUCCAUGGGUCAAGGCAUUGUGCCCCCAGGAGAGAAGAAAUGCCUCUCAGUGUUCUUCCACCCCAAGACCUUGGACAGCAGAACCAUAGACUACUUAUCCAUUGUGCCUUCUGGUUGUGCCUCCCAAACUCGGCUCCAAGUCGUUGGUUUCUGUAAAGGUCCUGAAGUAUCCUUGCAGCACUACUGUGUCAACUUCAGCUGUGUCCAGCUCGGGGAGAGCCCAGAGCAGACCCUGUGGAUUGAGAACAGGUCAGACUGUUUGGCUCACUUCCAGUUUGACAUUGACUGCCCGGAGAGUGUCUUCAGCAUCAGGCCUGCCUCUGGAACCCUGGCGGGCAAGGCCCGUUUGACCCUGCACUGUGCCUACCAGCCCACACACCCUGUCAUCUACUUCCGGAGGGUGGCCUGCCUCAUCCACCACCAGGACCCACUGUUUCUGGACCUGAUUGGGACCUGUCACUCAGCCAGCACCAAGCCAGCCAUCCUGAGACCUCAGCACCUCACCUGGUACCGAACACACCUGGCUCGGGGCUUGGCACUUUACCCUCCAGAUAUUCUGGCUGCCAUGCUGAAAGAGAAAAGGCUGGAACGGGAUGGGAAUGGGGCCCUCAUGCUGCCCGCUGAGUCUCUCCCUACACAGGGUCUGGAGGACUCGCCAGCCACAAAGUACCCCCACAUUCCCCCCAUGAUGGAGUACUUUUUUGAUGGCACCAGGGACCUGGCGGUCUUUCCCCCGGCUGUCAGUCUAGAGCCUAUUGAUGUGGACUUUGGUGCCUGCCCUGGGCCUCAAACCCCCAACCCUGUUCCCUUGUGCCUGAGGAACCAUACCAAGGGCAAGAUCACCGUGGUCUGGACUCGCAGACCUGACUGCCCUUUCUGGGUGACCCCAAACACUAGUGUGGUGCCCCCGCUCAAGUCCACAGCCCUGCGUCUGCACUUCCAGCCGUCUUCCCCCAACAGCCUCUAUGCUGUGGAGCUAGAAGCCUUUGCUGUCUUUAAGGUCCUUCAGAGCUACAGCAAUAUUGAGGAGGACUGCACAGUGGCCCCGCCCUGGUGUCUGAAGGUUCGGGCUCGAGGACACAGCUACUGUGCCGCCUUAGAGCACCACAUCCCCCAGUAUUCCCUGGAUGCACCCAAGAUGUUCCCAGCAGUGUCUUCUGGGGAGCCCUCCUACAGAAGUCUGCUUCUGGUCAACAAAGGCCCCAUGCUGUUGACCUUCAGCUUGGCCCCCAAAAGCACCUCAGACAUCACCCUGAGACCCUCCUCUGGCCUGGUUGCUCCUGGGGCCCACCAGGUCUUCCUUAUCAGCACGUACCCCAAGGGCACCUCAUGGAAGCAGCACAUUUUCUACCUGCAAUUCAACUUUUACCCCCAGUAUCUCAAGGAAGUGAGCAUGCAGAGCAGAGAGGAGUCACCGCAGCUGAAGCUAGACACCUGCAAAAGUGUCUUCUUCAAACCCACCUGGGUGGGCUGUUCCUCCACCAGCGACUUCACCUUUCGCAACCCCUCACGGCUGCCCCUGGAGUUCGAAUGGAGAGUCUCCCAGCAGCACCAAAAGGUGCUGGCUGUCCAGCCCUCCAAGGGUAUCAUCCAUCCUAAUGAGAACCUUACACUGACAUGGAUCUUCAGCCCUUUGGAGGAGACCAAGUACCUGUUCCGAGUGGGGAUGUGGGUCUGGGAAGCCAGACAGCAACAAAAGACCAAUCCCCGAGCCAACAUGCACUACAGGAUUCGGCUGGUGGGCAUGGGCAUUACCGGAUGCCUCUCUGUGAAGCCAAAGGAGCUGGACUUUGGGAAUGUACUGGUGAACAGCCGGGAGGUCAAGUCUUUGGUGCUCCUGAACGAUGGCAACUGCACCCUCUAUUACCGCCUGGUCCUGGAGCAGCACAGGCCUAAGGGCCUCAACAAUGACCCCUGUGCAGCUCUAGAAUUCGACCACUUGGAGGGGACCAUGCCGCCUCAUUCCCAGGAUACCAUCUAUCUUACUGCCUGUCCUAAGACCCGUUCCCAGUAUUCCUGGACCAUUAGCUACUGCCUCCUGUCCCACAGAGACAGCGUGGUUGGCAAAACACAGGAGCUGUGCCAAGUCUCCCUGGCGGCUGUGUACCCUUUACUCUCCAUCCUGGACGCCUGCUCUUUGGGCAGCGCUGAGGGCAUCACCCGGAAGCACCUGUGGCACCUCUUCUCCCUGGACACACUCAAUAGCUACUUGACACGGGACCCAACCCCCAGGGAGCUCACCUACAAGGUGCCCACCAGGCACAGCGUGAGCCAUACGCCCCCUGUCUUCACUCCUCUGAAGCUGGACUUCAAUUUUGGAGCCGCGCCACUCAACGCCCCCUCUUCAGUGGUGCUCCUGUUACUGAAGAACAGCGGACUGGUGUCCUUGGACUGGGCCUUCCUCUUCCCAAGUGAUCAGCAGCUGGAUCUGGAUCUGUGGGCAGAGCAGGCAGAACUCAGCUGCACUGAGCUCCACCAAAUGCGUGCUGAGGAUAAUUGCCUCUUCUCCAUCAACCCCAAGUCUGGGAGCCUGAGGCCUGGGCAGGAGCAGAUGGUGGAAUUCAAAUACAGCCAUUUGUUUAUUGGCACUGAUCGCCUUCCCGUGCUCUUCAAGGUGUCCCAUGGACGGGAGAUCCUGCUACACUUCAUAGGUGUGACAGUGCGGCCGGAGCAGAAGUACGUGCACUUCACCUCCACCACUCAUCGGUUCAUCCCCGUCCCCAUCGGGGACACACUGCCCCCACGCCAGAUUUAUGAGCUAUACAACGGUGGCUCAGUACCUGUGACAUACGAGGUCCAGAUCAGUGUUCUGUCACAGGUUCAAGAAAAAAAUUUUGACCAUCCUAUUUUCUGCUGCUUGAACCCCAAAGGGGAGAUCAAGCCAGGUACUACUGCUCGGAUCCUGUGGAUAUUCUCACCCAUCGAGGCCAAGACCUACACAGUGGAUGUACCCAUACACAUCCUUGGAUGGAAUUCAGCUGUCAUCUGCUUCCAAGGAGUGGGAUAUGACCCUUAUGUCAUGGGUGACACAGCCCCUUUCCACAACAUUUCCUCGUGGGACAACAGUUCCAUAUACUCUAGGCUGAUGAUUCCUGGGCAGAAUGUCUUCCUGUCCCAGUCUCAUGUUUCCCUGGGGAACGUCCCUGUGCAGAGCAAGUGUAGCCGCUUGAUCUUCCUCAACAACAUCUCCAAAAAUGAGACAAUUGUCUUCAACUGGAAGCCAAGGCCCUUAGACUUUGGAGAGGUGUCUGUGAGCCCCAAGGAAGGAGAAGUGGCUCCUGAGGAGGCAGCCCCAAUCUUGGUGACCCUCAAGGCCUCAGUUCAUGCCAGCUUCUAUAGCGUAGACCUGAUAUGCAAGGUAUACCGGCAGGAACUUAUGCAACAGUACCACAAGGAGUUACAGGAGUGGAAUGAAGAGAAGGCACGGCAGGAGGUGGAGUUCACCAUCACAGAUAUGAAACCAAAGAGGGGAGCGUACUGUACAGCCUGUGAGCCUGUGAAGAAAUACAAGACACUGCCUCCCAUCACAAACCAACCAUCUCCCAGCUGGCCUGCCAGCUGGAACCUGAAGAUAGCAAAAGAGGAGACCUCGUGGCCAUGUCCUCAACCACCUGUGCCAGGCCUGCUCUGUCUAGGCCUCACUGCGAGGGCCCAUGCCACUGACUACUACCUGGCCAACUUCUUCUCUGAGUUUCCUUGCCACUUCCUGUACAGGGAGCUGCCAAAGAAGAAAUCCUCCAGGGAAGAGCCAAAAGCUUUUGAGGAGGAACCCUUUGACAAGGAGGGUCCUGUCUCGAGACAGAAGAAGCAGCUUCUGGUUGACUGCCUUACCGCCAUCAUCAGGGGCCUUCUGGAAGACAAGAAUUUCCUUGAUGCUGUGGGUCAAAGCCUGGAGGAGCAGGUGCCUUACUUCUGCCAGUUCUGGAAUGAGGAGUCAGCCAAGUUCCUGAACCAGAAGAGCAGUUUGUACUUAAUGCCAAUCCUGUCCCUGCCCUCCAGCUGCUAUGAGGAGGGGAAAGGGAACGAGCAGGAAGAGGACAAGUACAACCUCGGGAAGAAGGCAAGAGGGGUAGAAGAUGAAGAUGAGGAGGAGGAAGAGGAGGAGGCUAAAGAAGAGGAAGAGGAGGAGAGAGAGGAGGAGGAGUUGAGCAGGGAGGAGAUGGAAGAGGAGACAGACAAGGGAGUAAAGUUGACCUGGUCAGAGAUUAAGGGCACCGCACAGCCGUCUGGGUCGCAGCAGUCCCUGCAGUGGCACUGGCAGCAGGAUCUGAAAAUGAUAAUGAAGGAGGAGCAAGAAAAGGAUGAGAAGGAAGCCAUUGGAAGGCUACCAGCCUUUGCCAACCUGCAGGAGGCGAUACUGGAGAACAUGAUCCAGAACAUACUGGUGGAGGCAAGCCGUGGAGAGGUGGUGCUCACUUCAAGGCCCCGCAUCAUUGCUCUGCCACCAGUCAGCAUGCCCAGGACAGACACCCUGUUGCCGAUGCAACAAGGGGAAGCACUCUGCUCUGGGAUGCAGCACCCUACUGACUGUUUGCUGGCGUCAGGAUCCAGCCCCUCUUACGUGGCUAUGUAAUCCAUCUCCCCCCCCCCCCUUUACCGUCCUGCUAGUAAAACAUUUAGCGCCCCUCCCCA